AUGGUAUUAAAAAGGGGAGGAAGUGAAAUUAUUGUAAAAGGGCAAGACUCUAAUAAGUGUAGUUUUUUCGAGGCGAUUAGCUUAGUUAAAGACUGGGGUUAUGAGGGAUGUGGACUUUGGAGUAAGAUACCAGGACUCGAUAAAGGGUUUAUUCAUUUCAUUGAUGAUGUACAAGCUGGAGAAAUUUCUAAUCAUAACCUUAGUAGUAAUGUUGAUGAGCAUAUCUGGGUAGAACAUGGUGUUGAAGACAUGGGAAGCAAGGUGUUAAAGCCUGAUGUUGAUCAAUUAAGUGAAUCUAGUGAUAUUGAUAGCUUUGAUGAUGAUGAUGGAGGAAUAAAAUUGGAUGAUAGUAAAGAAGAAUGA
This is a messenger RNA of Vicia faba (fava bean), 363 nucleotides long. The record is from the annotation of a GenBank genome assembly. NCBI's taxonomy places the organism in Eukaryota, Viridiplantae, Streptophyta, Magnoliopsida, Fabales, Fabaceae.